AUGGAGUUGCUUUUAGCUCAGUCACCUAUUCUUUCCUCUCAAGAGCUUGUUACUUCUCAAGAUAUCCCCAUGUCUCAAGAACGUACAUACAAUAGAAAGGUGAGAGUCGUCAAGAGAAAUCCAGAACGAUAUACGGUGGAAUGUUAUUACAAGGAGAAAUUGGAAUGCGACUGGAUGUUCCAUGCAGCUCCCAAGACUUCCAAUGUGAAGGGUCACUUAUUCCUCAAGGCCUAUAACGGGGAACAUAAAUGUUGUGCUGGUUAUAGUGAUGGAACAAAGGAUGAUCCGGUUAUGCGCGAACUUAUCAAGAGUUUGAUAUUUGAGCAGAUUGAACAGAAUCCCAAGAAGAAAGCCAGAGAUAUUGUUAGAGAACUCAAAAGUGAUUAUGGGUUGGAAAAACACGAUCCAGGUAGUAGGGCUGAUUUAGUUGUUGAAGGUGGCGAGUUUAAGAGUUUGUUCUUAGCCUUUGAUGCUUGCAUCUCUGGUUUCGAAUAUUUUCGCCCGGUACUGUUCUUGGAUGCAACUUUCCUAACUGGAAAAUUUAGGGGUUGUCUUAUGGAGGCUACCGGGAAGAAUGCGAAUAAUGGAAUAUUUCCUCUAGCAUAUGGUAUUGUAUCAGCUGAAACUGUUGAGAAUUGGCAUUGGUUCUUGAAGAAACUAGAAUCUAUCUUGGGUCCUCGUGUACUAACUUUUAUUUCGGAUCGCCAUGAGGGUUUGAUCCAAGGGAUUCGUGAUGUUUUCCCAACUUUCUAUCAUGCUUGGUGUUACCAGCAUUUGAAGAAUAAUGUCCGCAGUAAGACCAACAAGAAAAAGGGAGAGCAUUGUGCUGCUAUGGGUUUGUUCAAAGAAUGUUUUUAUUCAUCGACUCAUGAAGGCUUUGAUCAGGAUAUGCAAAAGUUGAAGGAUAUGGGAUGUGAUGGUCUUCACAAAUUCUUGAGUGAGAUUCCAGUGGAAUGUUGGUCCAAUGCACAUUGUCUGGGAUGUCGUUACGGCGACAUGUGUUCAAACAUUGCAGAGUCCUUCAACUCUUGGAUCAAGGAAGCAAAAGGUAUGCCUAUUACAACACUUGUUAACUGGAUCAGACUUAAAAUUAUGGAAGAAAUGAGUAUAAGGAAGAGGAAGGGGGAGACGUAUAAAGGAUUCAUUUGUCCCAGGCUAGAGAAAAAAGUGUUGGCUUCCAUUCGUGCUGAUGUCCAGUGGAGAAUAACCAAGUCUGGUGACAUGGAGUGGGAAGUUUUUGAUGGAAAGCACACGCAUGCUGUUAAUAUUGCGAGGUUUCAGUGCAGCUGUAGGGUUUGGUUUACUGAGCAGUUCCCUUGUGAUCACGCUAUUGCGUGUAUGCAUUCAAAUAACAUCAAUGUUUACGAGUACAUUAAUCCGUAUUUCAGCAUUGCUAGCUUCCGUGCUUCGUAUGAUCUUCCUAUCAAGCCCAUUCCUGAUUACGACAAGCCUACUGAUGUUGCUACUGGAGAUCUCGUGAACCCACCAACUGUCGUAGGAAAAAAACAUGGUAGGCCGAAGAAGAAGCGGAUUCCUAACACAGGUAGUGCAAGUUUCAAGAGACCAAUUACGUGCGGUAACUGCCAUACUCAGGCACAUCAUAACAAGACGACGUGUCCUCAUCCUCCUGCGAAAAAGCAACGUUAA
Molecule: messenger RNA, 1647 nt
Organism: Papaver somniferum (opium poppy)
Lineage: Eukaryota; Viridiplantae; Streptophyta; Magnoliopsida; Ranunculales; Papaveraceae
Exons: 4
Coding region: 1-1647 (548 amino acids)
Molecular function (GO): zinc ion binding
Source: RefSeq, a predicted model, not a curated record